CUUUUCUUAUCAGUGUUAUUUCCGCUGUGCUUCGGGGUCUGUUCUCUGGCUGUAAAGCCGUUGGAUACACGGAGGUGCCUGACUAAUGGCAUGUUUCCACAGUGGAAUGUUUCCAUCUGAUCUGAGGGUUCUACUGGGGUUCCAGACUGAGUAAGGAUGUUGGGCCUCCUCUUGUGUGUGAGUUCCCUCCUCCUCCCCCUCCUCUCCCCCUCCCUCGCCCAGGGAUCAGGGCCGAGGGUGCGCCUGGCAGGUGAGAGGCGGGGCCCCAACGAGGGUCGAGUAGAGGUGUUCUAUAACGGGGCGUGGGGGACGGUGUGUGAUGACGAGGUGGAUAUUAACCUGGCCAACGUGGUGUGUCGAGAGCUGGGCUUCUCACGCAGUCUCACCUGGGCUCACAGCUCUAAGUUUGGGGAAGGACAAGGUCUGAUCUGGUUGGAUAACGUGCACUGCAUGGGGACGGAGCUCUCCCUGUCUGACUGUCACUCCAACGGCUGGGGGAUAAAUGACUGCACCCACUCUGAGGACCUGGGUAUCGUCUGUAGCACCCAGAGGAGGGUCCACUACUCCCCUAACCAGGUAGAGGGCUCCCCCACAUCCCUGGCCGUCCCAGUGGCCUCGGCCCGACCACAGAGGAUCCCCAACCUCUCCACACCGCCACGUCUAUCCACAGUCCAAGACAGGGUAGCCCCUCCUCCCCCUGCUCACAUCACAUCCCCCGGGAGAAGGGGUCAUGAGAUCGCCCUCCACCGCAACACCCCCAGAGGUCAGGGUCAAAGUUCACGGCAACAGCGUCGGGGUCAUGAUAUCCACUUGCGUACCCGGAACGGCCAGAGUCAGGCGGGAGGGGAGGCCAGGACGAGACAGGAGAACCCGGCCGUGCCCCAGGGGCAUCAGAUCCCCCCCCGGCUGGGGAAUGGUGCAGCCUACAGGCAGGCCCAGGAUGUGGGGCGGACCGGACCACAGGCGGCCAGAUGGGAGGCAGAGAUCCUGAGGCAGCCCAGUGGGAACCAUGUUGAACCAGAGGCAGAAAUCCCCAACGUUGACAUCACAGACGGACAGGCGGCCAGUAGGGUGAGGCUGGAGGAGGUACGUCUCCGGCCUGUUCUGACAGGCGUCCGCACCGGCUUGCUGUCAGAGGGCGUUUUGGAAGUGAAGCAUGCUGGGAGGUGGCGUCAUGUGUGCGACCAGGGCUGGGACCUCAGCGGCAGCCGUGUGGUGUGUGGCAUGCUGGGAUACCCCUCCGCCGAGGCAUACGACCACACCGUCUACAGGAAACUAUGGGACGCCAAGUUGGCAGAUCCCUCUACAAGACUAGCAGGUCUGUCCAGUAAGAAGGGUUACUGGGUAGAGCAGGUCAAGUGUUUGGGUACGGAGCCUGUCCUCUCCCAGUGCCACUCCCAGCUCUCCCUCCCCAGGAACCAGGUCACCUGUCAGGGAGGCAUGUACGCCGUGGUGCGCUGUGUACCUGGACACCAGUUCACACGCCUCUCCUCGGGGAGACCGCCCGCUCCCCCCGACGUCCAGCUGGGGGUGCGUCUGAAAGCAGGCCCCAGGCUGGGGGAGGGCAGGGUGGAGGUGCUGAGAGAGGGGAAGUGGGGGACUGUGUCGGACCACCUGUGGGACCUGAAGGCAGCCAGCGUGGUCUGCAGGGAGCUGGGGUUCGGAUCGGCCAAGGAGGCCCUCAACAAGGCCCAGCUGGGACAGGGUACUGGACCUAUUCAUAUGAACUCAGUUCAGUGUACAGGCAGAGAGAAGUCUCUGCUGCAGUGUUCUUUCAGGGAGGUUCCUCUCUAUAGUGUAAAACACACUAAUGAUGUGGCUGUGCGCUGCAACGUCCCCAACACUGGGCUGGAGACCACGGUGCGGUUGGCGGGGGGCAGGGAGCCUGCAGAGGGGCGUGUAGAGGUGCUGAUGGAGGUGGGAGGGGUACAGCGCUGGGGGGCCGUCUGCAGUGAGAACUGGGGCAUCAACGAGGCCAUGGUGGUGUGCAGACAGCUGGGCUACGGCUUUGCAAACAGAGCCCACCAGGAGACGUGGUACUGGCCCGGCGCUCCGGAGGCAGCAGAGGUGGUUCUGACUGGAACCCACUGCAUCGGCACAGAGAUGUCCAUACAGCAGUGUCGUAGGAACACACAGGUCUACUGUCCCAGGGGAGGAGAUGGCAAGGCGGCUGGGGUCACCUGUGUUGAGACGGCCCCUGACCUGGUAUUAGAUGCCCAGUUGGUCCAGGAGACAGCCUACCUGGAGGACCGCCCCUUGCACCUCCUGACCUGUGCCAAUGAGGAGAACUGUCUGUCGUCCUCUGCUGCCCGGAUGAGCUGGCCUUACGGACACAGACGCCUGCUACGAUUCUCCUCACGCAUCAUGAACAUGGGCCGGGCCGACUUCAGACCUAGAGCGACCAGGGAGUCCUGGACCUGGCACCAGUGUCACAGGCACUACCACAGCAUUGAGGUGUUCACCCAUUAUGACCUUCUGACCCUGAAUGGAACUAAGAUCGCUGAGGGUCACAAAGCCAGCUUCUGUCUGGAGGACACCUACUGCCCCGAAGGUAUCCAGAAGCGCUACGCAUGCUACAACAUGGGAGAGCAGGGUAUCCAGGUAGGUUGCUGGGAUACGUAUCGCCAUGACAUCGACUGUCAGUGGAUCGACAUCACAGACAUCAGCCCCGGGGAGUACAUCUUUCAGGUUGAAGUGAACCCCUCGUUGGACAUGGCUGAGUCAGACUUUCAGAACAACGUGAUGCGUUGCCGCUGCAAGUACGAUGGAGGACGUGUCUUCAUGUUCGGCUGCCACGCUGGUGAUGCAUACAGUCCAGAGGUGGAGGAUCUGUUUGAGCACCAGCGUCAGAUCACCAACAACUUCCUCUAACCAACGGAACAACAGAAGAAUCAAUGGGAGAUCUCCAUCCAACAGAACAACGAAUGAGAGACUUCAGAACAACCAGUCAACCAAUGGGAGUUCUCAGGGCCGAGCUUUGGAACCACAGCUCAUCUCAACUUACCCAAUCAGUGGAGAGGAGCCGGAGGAGAACCAGGAAGCCGGGGUUGGAAUGGACUGUGGGAGGGAGGGGGGAGGAAUGAAGAGGGGAGGGAAGGGGGGAAUUGUCAAAGAAAGAAUCACCUGAACAUCAAGCAAUCAAGCACCUUCCCCAUCAUUAACCAUAUAUCUGAGAGAGAGAGAGAGAGAGAGAGAGAGAGAGAGAGAGAGAGAGAGAGUAUAGACAGAGACGUAUACAGGACUUAUGGGUAGUUGUGACACGUUUUUCAGUUGGAAUUGGACCAUAUCAAGCUGUCACAUGUGUCAGGUGUCACCAUGGUAACAGGAUUUAGAUUAAAGUAGAGAUGCUUGUCUUGAAAACAACAUGGAGUUAUUUACAGAUUGGAAAUGCCGGAAAAACAACAAGAUAGUUCCCUAAGAUUCAGACAUACUACGGUCACGUAGCACAGGAGGCUGGUGGCAUCUUAAUUGGGGAGGAUGGGCUGAUAGUAAUGGCUGCAAAUGAAUUAAAUGGAACGGAAUCAAACACAUGGUUUCCAUGGUUUCCAUGUGUUUAAUACCAUCCCAUUCACUCCAUUCCAGCCACUGUUACGAGCCGUCCUCCCCUCACCAGCCUCCUGUGAUAUGUAGGAAGGUUACACUAAGGUACAUGAGUAUUACAUGUAUGUUUAUCAAAUCACAAACGGUUGUCAUAUAUAUUGUAUAAGAUGGUUGUACCUAUUUAGUGACAAUGGGGCAAAGCUACCUUGUCUAAAAGGUUCCCUUAGUAAGGUGGCAUUGUCAUACAUACCAAAUGAUACAACAUAAAUAUACACACUAAACACAACAUACGUAUAUAUACACAUUAGAAUACAGAAACACAGUCAUGUGAAGCACAAAUAAAAACAUCACAAAUCACAGAGAAAAACUGUCUCAUUCAUCCACAUAUAAAACCCCAAUCAAUACUUUAAACUGCCCGAACGGCACCAGAACGUCAAGAUGAAAUGGAUUUGGAAUUUGGUUCCAGUACGGUCCAUUAAAAAUAAAAAGCAGAUUUACCUGCCGGAGACCAAGUUCACCAGGUAAUUCAGGUGUCUAUACUUCAACAGCAAAGUUAGAUAAGACGUAGGGCCUUGUUGAACAACAAGGGUGUCUUCCUGCUGGCAGACAUUUUGAAUUUUGUUUAUGUCUGUGUUUAUGUCUGUGUUUAUGUUUGUGUUUAUGUCGGUGUGUAUGUCUGUGUUUAUGUCUGUGUUUAUGUCUGUGUUUAUGUCUGUGUUUAUGUCUGUGUGUAUGUUAUAUAGCUGAGUCUACCUUUAAGUUGUCUUUUGUCUUCUCAAUCUCAGUCACGAUCUUAUAAGAUAGUAUAACAGACGCAUGGAAACGGAUGAAAUUGGAUUCGCAUUUAUUAUUGUAUGUUUUUGUCUGUCGAAAGUUCAACUCAAGUCAACUAUUUCCGGAGGAGUUUCACACGCACAAAGUCCGUCAUCUUGUGUGUUUUCUUUCGAAAGACGAUCAUCUCCGUUGUCCAUUUUCCAUCAACGAAAGCCCUCCAUUGAAAAACCAUUGGCUCAAAGGCAUAGUUUUCCUCACACAAACUUCCUGUCUGGCCACAGCCUUGGUAAUUGAUCAGGGCCCGGUUCCCCAAAAGCAUCCUGAGGCUAAGUUUAUCCUAGAACCAUGGGAUCCUUGAGAUGUUUUUGGGAAACCGGGCCUUGGUAGAUUUCUCUCGUCCUCUUGCCUGUUGUCCAUCCAUCAUCAAAUCAGAUCCCCCUACUUCCUUUAAAAACUGGCCUUCAUGUGCUUUCAUAUAUCUACUUCACAAAUGCAGUAUUUAUGCAAUACAAAUGCAGUAUUCGCUGUAAAAAAAAAAGUGGUGUUUUUUGUUAUAUGGAAAUUACAUUGACAAGUAUUUUUCAUGGUGCUAACGUUUAGCCUUUAAAAAAAUAAAUAUAGUAAUGUAUUGCAAAUGUAGUUUUAUAUGACCUUCUAGAAUAUCGUCCUGUAGGUUUGUAAUUUAUACUUUAAUAUGAUGUACUUUUGACUUAAAACGUUUUGUCCCUUUCUGUAGUUGUGUUGUUCAUAAGGUAACUUUCCCACGAGUCCCAGGUGUUCCAGCAACCCCGGUUGGAAGAUUCCUGGAAUCAGGAAGUAAUAAGCAGGACAUCUGGGAAAUAUAGGAAUCUUACAACUGGGAAUUUUGGAAAAGUUACCAGAUUUUUUAAAGAAAUGUGCAACUCUAGUUUUGUAUUGUUUGUGUUUUAUUAGGAUAAAUUCUGUAGUUGCUGUCAUCAGUCUGUUUUAACACCAGUGAACCUCAUCAUACAGGUAUAUUAUAGUGACCAGUAGAGCUCUGGUUAAAAGUAGUGCUCUAUGUUUUGGGGAUAGGGUGACAUUUGGGAUGCACUAUGGUUGUACCUAAUAAGUACUGCACCUGAUACUUGGCAAUGGUAGAGAACAAUAAACGUCAGAUUUCCAAACGA
This is a messenger RNA of Oncorhynchus mykiss (rainbow trout), 5462 nucleotides long. Its product is annotated as lysyl oxidase homolog 4. Gene Ontology annotation, molecular function: protein-lysine 6-oxidase activity; copper ion binding. Gene Ontology annotation, biological process: collagen fibril organization; peptidyl-lysine oxidation. The record is from RefSeq and is a predicted model, not a curated record. Gene Ontology annotation, cellular component: membrane. NCBI's taxonomy places the organism in Eukaryota, Metazoa, Chordata, Actinopteri, Salmoniformes, Salmonidae.